GGGCUGCAGAUUCUGGGAGUAAAUCUGUGUAGCAGAUUGGUAGAAUUGCAGUAUUUCCAAGGGCAAAUAAAUUUACUGUUAACAAGAAUUAUGGGUUUGGGGUUUUAUUGUCUAAUUUAAAAGAAAAAACGUAUUCUUCUCGGACACACUUGGAUGGUGGUCAAGAUCACUAGUGUUACAUCUUGGAAGGUUAUUGUUACAAAGUAAUCUCAGUAUCUCUUCUGCAAGAAGGAGUAACAUUCUGUACUAUUUUUCAGCAUUAGCUUAGUGUUGAGCGCUGCUGUUCAGGCUGAACUGGGUCGUCCUUCCUAAAGUGUAAUGCCAAAAUGGCAGCUACUGCAUGAUCAGUUCCUGCCUAAAAUCCUACUUAAUGAGAAUGUACCCUGAUCUACAGUAUUAGCUCAUGCACAGAGUCAAACUUUUCAUUUAAAGCUACCAGUUGAAAUGUAUCAGUAGAUUCUGCAGCAAAUACUCCAGUGCUGUUCUUUGUGGUAUUUUCCCUCUGCUGGAAAAAAAAGAGUGAAUUACUUAAGCAUGUGUGACUUUGAGAAGAACCACUCAAAAAUGGUUUCUGAAUAUGUGACUGCUCAUCUUACCUUGCUCCUGUCGCUGUGCUGUUCUGAUGUGUGUGCUGCCAGAGUCACUAGGUCGUUGGGUAAAGGAAAGUCACCCCCUUUUAAAAUAACACUGUGGUAUAAAUCAGGCUGUAAAUAAGAUUUUUAACUAAGUUGACUCUGCAAGAGAUGAUUGAUGAUUCGCUUGAUUUGUUGCUGUCAGCAAAUAGACAAAGGUGAAGUCUUUCCAAAGACCAGACCAGACACUGUUCCUUCCUUAGUGGCUCUACCCUCAUACCUUGGGUUUGCCAUAGAAUUAAUUUUGGUGUGGAAGUGGGUAAACAAGCUGGAAUGUGUUUAGAAAGGACUCUAAAGGAUGUGAGGUUGGGAUUGAAGUGGCUAAUCAAAAACUUCAUACAUUUUUGGACUUUGUGAAUAUCUAUAUCUGCCGAUUUUUCAAGCUGUUGGUAACUGUUCAAGAUAUGGGAAGUAUUUUCAUUUAAUUGUAGUUGCAGACAUUAAUAUCUUCUUGGCUGCAGCAGCUGCAUGUGAAAUAAUCAUAAAACUAAACCUGCCCAUCUAUACCAAAGGUUUCCUUUAGAGGGGGGAGUGGGUGAAGUACUUCAGUGUUCAGGUUUGUAACACUGACUUCAGUGACGCAGGUGUGUGAUUCUCCCAGUGUUGUAAGUACUUCUGUUUACAUCAGAAACUGCUGUGUUCUGAUGCGGUGGCUGAGGUGUCUUCUACAUCCAAAUGCGUGUCCCCUAUGAUAAAUGAGUAUUAGUAGUUAUCUUGGCUCCCUACAGAUUUGAAAAAAGAAUUAUGAAAUUAUGGAUACUGUAUGUAUUUCCUUCUGCAAAGCAGUAGUGCUCAUUACGACUGGAAAAAAAAAAAUCCCAAAACAAUUGAAUUGCCAAUUAGUCGUAAUUUUGAAAUAUUUUGCACACUGCUCACCAAGUGCAGUGAGCUGUGAUUGAGCUGUAGCCCACUUUAUUCACAGUGCCUGCAGCCAUGUGUUACAAAUAUUUCCACAUUACAGUGACCUGGAACUCAUCCCAGUGUCCUGAAAAAGGUCAGAAUUGUGUCUAACCCUGAAGGGACAGUUCUUAUUUACUGGUGGCUCUUAAAAUUGGUCCAUUGGUAGGUCCCAGUACCAGUCAUAAAACUUGGAAAGUACAGGAAAAACCAUGCCCGUUUACUGUGUACAAUUUUAUCAUUCUGCUGCUCUGAUUUUUCCCAACCCUUUAAAUCAUUAGUUUGGUAACACUGGGUUCUUAAAAGCUGCUUUAAGUAACAGGGUAGGAAUUGGCUCAGAUCACUAACCAAGACAUUCUGGUCUCUAGGAUACUUUGUUCCUCUUGGAUUCUUCAAGCCAUGAUGUUCCAGCUUCAUCAUCAACAGAAUUGCUUCAUUUUCCAUCUGUUGUGGUGAAAGGACAGUUAUAAAGAUGACUGGACUUUUCUGACUUGCUAUGAUAAGUAGUGGUGGUUAACACUGCCUGGGCAGGGUGGAAAGCUACCUUCAGUAGAUCCUGCAGUGGUAUUAGAAAGGGACAUCUUAAUAAAACAAGUAAAAUAGUGGGGAAUUUUAUUCUCAGCUUUGGAUUACUUAAAUUCCUGACCUUUUUGAAGUUAUCCAGAUAAUUGUUUUGAGAUAUUAUCAUCUCCUAAAUAACCAUUUUGGAUUAGAUAUGGACUUCUACACAGCAGUUGAAGAGAGGCAUUAUUCAUGUGUAAAGUGCAUGAUCAGAAUUUAUUUUCAAAAAUCAGACAAUAGAAAAUGACUGUAAAAGGCAAUUUUAACUACUAGGUUUGUCACAUAAGGUUGAAAAUCUCUAUUUAGUCCUACAUUGCUCCAAAACAUCACCAUUGUGAAUUCUGUUUUAACACUGGAAAUAAAUUGUUCUUUACAGUAUUAAGAAAUUUAUUUAUUUGGGCAAUAACCUUAAGUUCCGACUAAAUUUACUAGGUAAUAGGGUGCUAGCUGCCACAAGGAAGAAGUCCCUAUGUGAGAUAUUUUGGUGUAAUAACUAUUGAUAUAAAAUACUUGCAUUUUCAAUAAUUUUGCAAAUAUGUAGUUAACAAUCUGCUUUCCCUGUUUCCUGCUGAGUGUUAGAAACUAUUUUAUUUUGACAACAGUUUUGUACCUUAGAGUAACUUCUUUUAGUUCCUAAGAUUUGGUUUCUGUACUAAGCCAAAAAAAAAAAAAAAAGAAGGUAGUUUCACACUUGAGCUGCAGCAGGAAGAGGUAAUCACGGAUGUGGGUUCCAGUACGCUGUUGUACAGGAGAACAGCUCUGGCGGCAGAGCUCUCCGCCAUGAAUCCAGAAGAACAGAUUGUAACAUGGCUUAUUUCACUAGGAGUCUUAAAUUCCCCUAAGAAAAUAGUGGAUGAUCCAGAGGGGUUCCUGAAAACCUCUCUGAAAGAUGGAACUGUGCUUUGCAAACUCAUUAAUCGGCUUCUUCCGGGAUCUGCAGAAAAGUAUUGCCUGGAGCCUAAAAAUGAAGCUGAUUGCAUCAGUAAUAUUCAAGAGUUCUUGAAAGGCUGCGCACUUCUGAAAGUGGAGGUGUUUGAUCCACAUGAUUUGUACACUGGAGAUCAGUUCUCCAAGGUCCUGAGCGCAUUAACAGCCGUAAAUAAGGCUACUGAAGAUCAGCUGUCAAAAGGGCCAUGUUCGCAUCUGUCCUCUCUUAACUCCACGGCUGGAGACCCCCAGAGUGACUCCAACAGCACAGCUUCCCAGUCAGCGAGGGUGUUGCGGAGGCAGUCCAAGCCUGUGGAGAUGACCGAGAAUGGCAGUCACCAGCUGGUGGUAAAGGCCAGGUUCAAUUUUAAGCAGACCAAUGAAGAUGAGCUCUCUGUUAACAAAGGAGACAUUAUUUAUGUCACUCGAGUUGAAGAAGGGGGCUGGUGGGAAGGCACCUUGAAUGGAAAAACAGGCUGGUUCCCAAGCAACUACGUCAGAGAAAUCAAAUCUGCUGAUAAACCACUCUCUCCCAAAGCAUUGAAAGGGCUAGAAAACACUCAGAUGACAAAGAAUUAUUACCCUGUGGUGUUGCAAAAUAUUCUGGAAACAGAACGAGAUUAUGCAAAGGAACUACAGUCACUUCUGGGAACUUACUUAAGACCCCUCCAGUCUUGUGAUAAGCUCAGCACUGGCGACAUCACAGCAUUGCUGGGAAACAUGGAAGAAAUCUCUGCUUUCCAGCAAACACUGAACCAAGCCUUGGAAGAAGUUGCAAAGCUCCCUGAGAACCAGCAGCGUGUGGGAGGCUGUUUCAUGAACCUGAUGCCCCAGUUCCGCUCCCUGUACCUGACGUACUGUGCUAACCACCCUUCAGCAGUGAAUGUCCUCACACAGCACAGUGAUGAGCUGGAGAAGUUCAUGGAGAGCCAAGGUGCGGCCAGCCCAGGCAUUCUCAUCCUGACCACAAGCCUCAGCAAACCCUUCCUGAGGCUGGAUAAAUACGUGACACUGCUGCAGGAGCUGGAGCGGCACAUGGAGGAGGCGCAUGCAGAUCAUGAAGAUGUUUUGAAAGCCAUCACAUCCUUCAAGUCCCUUGUGUCACAAUGCCAGGAGUUGAGGAAGAGGAAACAACUUGAGCUGCAAAUCCUUUCUGAAUCCAUCCAGCGCUGGGAAGGAGAGGACAUAAAAAUGAUGGGAAAUGUCAUCUACAUGUCCCAGGUUAUGGUGCAGUCUGGGGGAAGUGAGGAGAAAGAGGAGCGGUAUUUCUUGUUAUUUUCCAAUGUUUUGCUGAUGCUGUCUGCAAGCCCACGGAUGAGUGGGUUCAUCUAUCAGGGAAAGCUGCCUUUGACAGGAAUGAUUCUGACAAAGCUGGAAGAUGCCGAAGGGAAUGAGCACAUGUUUGAAAUCACAGGGAACAUGAUGGAGCGGAUCACUGUGUCCUGCAGCACCAGCCAGGACUUGCACGAAUGGGUUGACCACUUGCAAAGGCUGACCAAAGGGACAUGCAGCACCGUCUCCAAAACGCAGUCCUGGAGUCCUCAUUCAACAUUUAGUUCAGCUGGGCAGAUCCGUGGGCCUCUGGAACCCCCAAAAAUCCUCAAGCCCUGGAGCUUGAGCUGCCUCCGUCCUGCUCCUCCACUCAGACCUUCAGCAGCACUGAGUUACAAAGAGAGGAUGUCUUAUAUCUUAAAGGAUUCUAGCAAAAGUCCAAAAACAAUGAAGAAGUUUCUUCCAAAAAGGAAAACUGAGAGAAAACCAUCUGAUGAAGAGUUUGUUAUUCGGAAAAGUACUGCUGCGCUGGAGGAGGAUGCUCAGAUCCUGAAGGUGAUUGAGGCGUACUGUACUGGGGCAGGCUUCCAGCAAGCUCUCAGCUCAGGCUCCCGUAAAGACUCCAUUCCCCAAGUCCUUCUUCCUGAGGAAGAGAAAAUCAUCAUAGAGGAGACACGAAGCAAUGGCCAGACGGUUACAGAGGAAAAAAGCCUUGUUGAUACAGUUUAUGCACUGAAAGAUGAAGUCAAAGAGCUGAAGCAGGAAAACAAAAGGAUGAAACAGUGUUUGGAGGAAGAGCUUAAAUCCAGGAAGGACUUGGAGAAGCUGGUGAGAAGACUGCUGAAACAGACAGAUGAGUGUGGCAGGGAGGACACCGGGCGCAAGUCAUCCCUGAUCGCUUGAAUUCAUGGAGAAGCUGCUGGCAGUAGUGUGUGACCUCAGGUGUAUUUUUGGGAAGUGGAACUGGAUCCUUUGCCUCUUCUUGCUCCUUAUUUUGUUGGUUUGGGGUAUUUUGUUACCAAAAAAAAAAAAAAAUUCACAGAGAAAAAAUGGUUUUUUUUCCAUCCAGUAAGGAAAUAAAGCAGAAACAAUCAGUCACAACUGAACCAGUAAGCAAGCAGUCCAUGAUUCACAAUUCAUCUGCAGCAACUAAUACCUCAUUGUACCUGCAACUGGGAGCAAAUACAAACUCUGCUAGUGAUUGUUGCUCACAAAGGCUUGGGCAGCAAUUUCCUAGAAGAAGCUUAAGCACUUUUUAAUGCUUUCAUUCUUUCCAAAAGCACCAGUACCUAUUUAUUGAAUGAAAACAUUACUGAGGUGGUAUCGAGCAGAAACCAAAAAAGCACCAUGCUUCUCUUUUCAGAUAAUCACAACUGGGGAAGCUUUUCCCAUCUGUGUUCUUUUUCCCCGUUAGUUGACUGUAGCGAACUAGAGCCCAGCAAUACUGUGGUUCCUGUGUGGCCUUGAUACUGAUUAAAAUGUGCAAUUAACAUGAAGAUGUUUGAACUCCUUGGGGGAAGCCAGAUCUGGAGCACCUGUCAGAGCACAUAGGAGGGUAUUUUGCACAGUGCUGCCUCCUUACAGCUCAUGAUUAGCACAACAGAUAACUGCUGUUCUGCCCCCAUCUCUUUUCUUAUGCAUGAUGUAGAAUUCCUGACCCCUGCUUUGUUUUCACAUUGAGUGUCCAGGUAGCCUAGAAGAUGAUAAUUUUGCUGUGCUUCCUCUUGCAGGACAUGCUUUUCUCCAUAUGAAAUGUAAACACUGCUUGACAAAAAAAGCAACCCUAAAUGUGCUGGUUCCCUGCUCCCUUCUGCCCACUUCAUGCUUUCCAUCACUCCUUCCCAAAGGUUGGGAAUGUUGCCAGUGGCCACUUCUCCCCACAUCACCCCACAGGGACUUUCUGCUAGGGAAAAGGAACUUUCUCCUGAGAUAGGGAAGGUAUUUAUGCUUUGACAAGAGCUGGAACGCUCCUGAGGCAAGGAUGUGCAACACCCUCCCAGAUCCCUGCACAGCUCCUUGAAUACAGCAUACAGGCAACAUGCAUAUGUAUCAGCUCUCCUUAUCUUAUUUGGUGUUAUACCCUAGUUUAGAACUGGUGUUUUCCUUCCUUCCUUCCUUCCUUCCUUAACAGUAUUAUAAAAAUAACCUGUUAAUUAUGUCUUAUUUAUCUCACAGGGCAGCAUGGUCCCAGGGUGUGCAAAGGCACCACAGCUCAUUACAGUCACACCAUUAUGUUGGUUGUGAAGGACAUAACAGAGGCAAUAAUUACAACUCUCUCCUUGCCAUUAAAAUUCAGCCAGGACAUUGCAAAUCGUGUUUCGGGAGAUACAAACUCCAAAACAUCUCAAGGAGUGUAAUAAGAAACCCUCUUUAAAGAGUUUCUAGAGCAAAUUCUAUUUCUGGAGCAAAACAGAGGUCUGGUUACAUUUGCCAUCCCCAGAGCAUCCCAGCCAGAUAGCAGCUCCCCACAUCCCUCCCUGGGCACACAGUUGAGCGAUUUGAUCAGCAGUCAAGCCCUGCUGUGCUUGUGAAUUGUUUUCCAGGAGUAGGACCUUUGCUGCACUUACUGCUGCUCAGGGAGGCCAUGCCCAGACCCCUCGGUACUGCCUGGCCCUGCUGCCUGCUCCAAGCUGGCCUGGGGACUAGGCUGCUGACAUGCAGAGCAAACCAAGGGCCACUGACACUGCAGGGAGAGGGUGGAAAUGUGUCCUCGCUGCCCCCAGGCUCAGUUGAAACCCGUGCUCUAUGUACAUAUUCAUGUUUGUGAGAUGUAACGUGAUGGAGGGCACACUGGGACUUUUUGGAUCAAGCGUUUGUCAAGAGCUAGAAGCCAAAAAAAGACAAGAAAAUAAAAUAAAAAGGAAAAGAAGCCAUGCCAGAUGGACAGCAAUGUUUCCAUAUUUACUUUGUUUACAGUGCUUUGUAAAUAGGUUCCAGUGAGUCUGUCUUUAGAUGGAUGUUGUGUCAGCUGCCUUCCAGUGUAUCUUUGUCAUGUAGGUUUAUUUACUGUAAACUACUUAUGCAAGUUCAACUUUUCUAACAUGUUUUUAUUUUGAACAGUUUUUUAAUUGACAUUUUCAACAAAUAAAGGAUAAAAGUCACUUCUUA
Messenger RNA from Camarhynchus parvulus, 7397 nucleotides. RefSeq names its product Rac/Cdc42 guanine nucleotide exchange factor 6 (gene ARHGEF6). The coding region runs from base 2871 to 5192 and encodes 773 amino acids. The record is from RefSeq and is a predicted model, not a curated record. Gene Ontology annotation, biological process: intracellular signal transduction. Gene Ontology annotation, molecular function: protein binding; guanyl-nucleotide exchange factor activity. Lineage: Eukaryota; Metazoa; Chordata; Aves; Passeriformes; Thraupidae. The transcript is spliced from 22 exons.